AUGGACUCCAACGAAAACAAUGAUAUCAGUACAAGCAAUGCGGACAUUUUCGACACGCGUAGCGCGUUUAAAAGCUUGAACAAUGUCGUUGAUUUGAGGAGAUCUGAAAAUUUGUUUUCGGAAAUUUUCACCAGAAAUACAACACAGCAACAACAGCAGCAGCAGCCUGUAGUCGUGAUUCCGACUUUCAGUACCUUUAAACCGGUUGACGUCGUCGAAUCGUGUGUGGCUGGACAGCGACAAAAGAACCGACAAAAUGUUGAGAUGUUGCCGAAUGAUUUGCUCAACAAAAACAACAACAUCAUCGACAACAACAACACAGUAAGUUCGCAACAACCGACAAACAACAGCGCAUCUUACGACACACUUUUGUUGCAACGACACGACAACUUCGAAACCAACGAUGUUAUUUCUUGUGCAAACCUUGGCUCAAACACUCCCAAAACGCCUAGAAUCAACAGUGUGCGAUUUCAACUACCAAGCAACAACAACUACAACAUCAACAACAACAUCAACAACAGCAACAACAACAUCAGCAACAACAUUAGCAAGCAGCAGAAAGCGACCAACAUAAUGUUGAUUCAUAACAGUGCAAUUGUUUAACGUCCGGAGAGAAAAAAAACUCCCAGCGAUUAAAAAUGAAAUUAUACACACGUGUCUAUAAGUUUGUGUGGGUUUGUCUGUUUGUAUAACUGUCUGCGGGCUUAUGUGUGUAUUGGUUUGUAUAUUUUGUGUGGUUUUUCUGUUUGAAAACAUUUCAUUACGGUGCAUCAAACAAUUGUAGGUUGAUUAAUUUCAUUGAUACCUACCGUUACCAAUAUCAAUGUUCUUGUGGUUAUUUUAUAAUAACUAUUAUUUAAUUUUCAGACUAGCUAUGAUAGAUUUAGCUAGGGUAUCUAAUGUAUAAGCAUGUAUAAAUAUAUAUGUGAUUGUUGUGUUUAAAAAAUAAAGGAUAUAUAAAU
Helobdella robusta is the source of this 962-nucleotide messenger RNA. RefSeq lists its product as hypothetical. The transcript is spliced from 2 exons. Lineage: Eukaryota; Metazoa; Annelida; Clitellata; Rhynchobdellida; Glossiphoniidae. The record is from RefSeq and is a predicted model, not a curated record. The coding region runs from base 1 to 603 and encodes 200 amino acids.